CUUCAUCUCCUGCAGGCAAGGCACCGCCUAACGUCCUGCUCCGCCCCUUGAGUUGCCAUGGAGACCCAGCGGCCAAAGCCCGCCUGGGGCAGCGCCCUGGGCCUGGUGGCCUCUUGCGGGCUUUGCCUGGGAGAUGUUGCGCCGCACAGAGCUUUCCGAGAAGAGCGCGGACUUGGCGCAGAUGCGGUCCGGGGCCCUGGGCCGCUGCAGGCACUUCUUUUGGCUGGGCGUUGCCUUCGACGCGGUGGGUGUGGCAGUGCUGUUCACUGGCGUCUUCGCCAACCUGCUUUUCUACGACAUGCUGCUCUAUCUGGGUUCCAUCAUCAUCUUCGUCAGUCUCUUGUGGUGGAUCUUCUGGUACACCGGCAACAUCGAGGCGCUCCCGGAAGACCCCUUGAGGAGGACUUCGCCUCGCGCGAGAGAGGUCGGGAUGCACCGCAGCGGCAGCCGUCGCUUCUCACUGACCAUCAGGAGCGUCUCCAACACCUUCCAGCGUAUCCGCCGGCGGAGGCAGCGGCAGCUCCUCCCGAGGGUCCUCCAGAGGAUGAGUAGCCUCAGCUCGACCGACCCGGGCCAGCUGGAAGGGAACAGCGAUGCCAGGAUCGAAGGUGGCAGAAGUUCGUCCCAUCCGGUGAAGUCUGUGUCCAUUCUAAGCAAUCUACAGCUUUGCUCAACCCAGGCCUCUAAGAGCCUACCUCUGGUCCCUUUGCAACAUUCUCUCUCCAUUUGUACUUCUAGGAGUCAGCCUGUCUUUUCGGUGACCUCGCAGUGCUACCCUCUGGUGCCUGGAGCUUAUGGCAGCUACUCCCAGAUGGCUUUGUCCUCUGACAGCCAGAUGCCUAUGGACCUUGACCCUCAGGGGCGCUCUAAGAUCAGUGUGACCUCUCAGAUCUACCCUCUACAACGGGCAGACAGUCAGAGUCACCUCCUGGUGCCCGUGCCCUCUGAAAGUUUCCCUGUGGUACCCGUGACCUCUCAGAGCCAAGUUCAGAAUUCUGUGUCCUCAGACAGCUAUAUGACUGUGAACCUUGACCCUCAGGGGCGCUCUAAGAUCAGUGUGGCCUCUCAGAUCUACCCUGUGCAACGGGCAGACAGUCAGAGCCACCUCCUGGUGCCCGUGCCCUCUGAAAGUUUCCCUGUGGUACCCGUGACCUCUCAGAGCCAAGUUCAGGGCUCUGUGUCCUCAGACAGCUAUAUGACUGUGAACCUUGACCCUCAGGGGCGCUCUAAGAUCAGUGUGACCUCUCAGAUCUACCCUGUGCAACGGGCAGACAGUCAGAGCCACCUCCUGGUGCCCAUGACCUCUCAGAGCCAAAACCCGGGCUCUGUAGCCAAAGAAGGCCAGCUCCAGAAUCUUCCUUCUGCCUCUCAAACUCAGCCUGAGACUGGUAAAGCUUCUGAGAGUCAUACUUUGGGCAUGGAGGUUCCUGUGGUGCCACAUGGGGUUUCCCAGACUUCUUAAGACUUUAAGAAGUCUUCACUUUAAGAAGUUCUUCACGUGUUCAGGAGGUUCCUAAGAACUCAAGUGCUAAAACUUCUGAGACUCUCCCAGCAAUCAGCCAGAAACUAACUGAGGAACAGCUUGACCCUUCAUUGCCUAUCUCUGAGGUCACACAUUCAGAUAGGCAGUGUGACCCUACUGGCAACCUUCCAACCACCAGGGGAGUGAGAAAAAGUCACCCCUUCUAAUAGGAAUCAGACCCCAGACAUUUGAAUGUCUACUAAGGCCUUUGCCAAGUAAGUGCCUUGGAGGAAAACUUACCUACAUUACCCUUUUUAUUGUCACUGUCCUGGUAGCUUCUCAACUGCUAUAAUGAGAACAAAGUGGCCUUGGACUUCAGGGAUAAGCCACUUUGAGAGUUGGUAGGCUUUAAAAACUAGUUCUCAGAUUUUGACUACUUUAUCAGACAAUAAAAUGUUGUUUUGUUUAAGGUUA
Molecule: messenger RNA, 1936 nt
Organism: Myodes glareolus (Bank vole)
Lineage: Eukaryota; Metazoa; Chordata; Mammalia; Rodentia; Cricetidae
Source: RefSeq, a predicted model, not a curated record